CCCACGGUCUCCUUCCGCCUUGAAAGGAACCUAGGUUCUUGGCCGUCGGGGCCAACGGAGAAGGGGGAAAUACCUAGGUACCUAUACAAGCGCAAGACGCAAAACAGAAGACACGGAUAAUGGGCCUUUGUUGUGAGUGUUUCCAAUUGGUGACAAUUCUUGAAGAGUUACCUCGCAUCUGCCGGCAUUCCUAUUGGGGCGUUUAGGCUGCGACGAACAUAUGCGAUCACCAAUACCAAAACAGAUCUCGAGGAACCGCCCGACCCGCAUCCCCGAAAGGCGAAUCCAUAUCACCGACGGAUUACGAGCCAAAGCGCUUAAGUGAGGUCCUGGUUGCCGAUCUGGCAGCAUAUCUUAAGCCACGCACCUGGCGAUAGGAUGGAGGAAGAGGCGAAACAACGCGCCACAGAGGCUUCGAUGGCUGCCGAGUUCGACUGUAGCAUUCUGGGCAGAAUGGAGGCCGAAGACAAGACCAAUCUUCCACUUCUCCCCUCCGUGUCGGACGAAGGUCUGGGGGACGACGCGAACAAUAGACAGACAAUGCAGGGCUCAUCCUCGGGUGACAACUGCGAUUCACCCUCCCAGGGCAAGGCUCGAGCAAUAGAUCAAGAGGGCCACCCCCCCGCGGGAACAUGCUACCUCUGUGCGCUUCCCUCCGAGCUUAUCGACACCAUCCUCUCCUACCUCUCUCCUGUCGAUAUCGCGGCCGUAUCUGCGACCUGCCACGCCCUGUACAAGCAUGCGACGUCCGAACAUCUUUGGCAGGCCCUAGUGCAAGCCAACGUCCCAGGAGUGAAGCUCAUCUCGCCUUCGCCAUGCCCGACUUUUCGCGCCCUGUUCGCCGCCCACGACCCUCGCUGGUUUCUCACAAAAUACAAGAUAUGGUUCUCUAACCGGGACCUGACGAGCAAGCUGGUUGUGAUCCGCUACGACCCGCGCCGGGGCUGCAUUGAGGGCUACCAGCUGCUAGCAACCAGCAACCGCACGACAUUCGAGCACUGGCAGCACGAUAACCAGGUCAUCAUUCAUGGCUUUGAGCCCUCAGUCAAGCUCCACCUCGACAGGCCCGUCCUACAGCUCCACGUCCAUAACCCCGAGAACCUGAUCCACCAGAAUCGUGGGCCAGCCAUAACCCGCAUCCCGCUCCGUGAGGCAUCGAGUAGCUCCCCGUCCUCCUCCACUCCCUCCUCCGCCAAUGCAACCACCACUCGGCUUGAUUCUCCUCCGGCAUCCACCACCGCUACCUCUCCGUUGCGCAGCCGCCUCCAGGGCGAGACACCCAUGAUGCUAGAUGAUGAAUCCGGGGCCGGCAAUGGCAUAUUCAGCAACUUCAUGCUCGCGCGACCUCUCUCGCCGGACGAGGCGGAUACCCGCGCUGCGCUCCCCUUCCCCUACGGAGACGUCUGGCCGCCACCCGCUGUGCCCUCCCGUCACCGCGUCAUCGGCGUGAGGCUCCGACAGGCCCACCCGCCGCCACAGUCGGGAGCCGAGUACACGCCCACACGCAGGUCCGAGGUAAGCGAUCUUGCCUUUCGGAUACGAAACUGGUUGGAGAUGCGAGGCGGCAGGAGGGGAGCCGAGGAGGUGGGUGGGGCGGCCGGUGCCGAAGCUGAACCUCCAUGGGCGAGGCUCCUGCAAGUCCUACUGCAACCGCAGCACAUGUCAAAUAUCAGCGCGACGACGCCGCUCGGGGUGCAUAUCGGGGAGGAGAUUGCGACGUAUGCGACGCUCGACCCGGAGUUGUACACCCCGACGGCUGAGAAGCCGUACCGCGGGAUAUGGGUUGGGGACUACAGCGGGCACGGCUGCGAGUUCUUACUGAUCCACCAACCCGAUGGGCCGGAGGACGGCUUCGAUCCCGACAGCGUCGUCCGGCGGGAGGGCGAGACGGACGACGAGUUCCGGCGGCGCAGGCGGGACGAGACAGUGCAUCGGGGGCGGCUGGAGGCGAUCAAGCUGACGGGUGAUCCCAACGUGCCGAGGGGGGAGUACACCUUCAUCGCUGAGGAUCUCGGGGAGGGGGGAUUCGUCACCGUUGUGCAGGAGCCGCCUUUCGCGGGAGCGAGGGUGGUCAGGAGCAAGGGCCACGUCGCGCACACGGGGUUCUUGGAUGACAAGUACGUCGAGUCCCAGCUCAUCCUCAUCUCCAAUGACCGCCUGGCGCAGUACUGGCUCGGUUUUGGGCAUAUCAGCUACUUUGAGAGGGUUGAUAUCGACCAGUUUCUGAAGCCAAACUAGGGGGAUCAGCCGCUGUGUAUUUGUUCCAGUUGUAUAUAUGCCCAGAAGCUUUCCUGCGCUGCGCCAUGAGAGAGGCACAGGAUUGUAAGGAUUAGAUCGACUCCAAUCGAAGAGGAGGAACGAAUAUGUAGUAGGUGUCCAGGUAAGCUGAGGAGCGGGAGCGCAGACUGAUGAAUAAAUGUAAGUGACCAUGAUUCAUUUUCUUCCAAGUGACAUGCCGCUGU
Messenger RNA from Phialemonium atrogriseum, 2462 nucleotides. RefSeq names its product F-box domain-containing protein. The coding region runs from base 379 to 2238 and encodes 619 amino acids. The transcript is spliced from 3 exons. Gene Ontology annotation, molecular function: protein binding. Lineage: Eukaryota; Fungi; Ascomycota; Sordariomycetes; Cephalothecales; Cephalothecaceae. The record is from RefSeq and is a predicted model, not a curated record.